Molecule: messenger RNA, 4746 nt
Organism: Anolis carolinensis (green anole)
Lineage: Eukaryota; Metazoa; Chordata; Lepidosauria; Squamata; Anolidae
Gene: mgat4a
Product: alpha-1,3-mannosyl-glycoprotein 4-beta-N-acetylglucosaminyltransferase A
Exons: 16
Coding region: 385-1992 (535 amino acids)
Biological process (GO): protein N-linked glycosylation
Cellular component (GO): endoplasmic reticulum; Golgi stack; endoplasmic reticulum-Golgi intermediate compartment
Molecular function (GO): acetylglucosaminyltransferase activity
Source: RefSeq, a predicted model, not a curated record
CGCCUUCUUCUUCUCCUUCUUCUUCUUCUUCCAAGGCGCGGAGGAGGAGGAGGAGGAGGAGGAGGGAGAGGUGCAUGGCUGGGCGGGAGGCGCGAGGAGGCGCCGCGAGCCCUUCCGCCGCAGAGUCAGUCGCAGAGGCAGGCAGAGGGACUGGAGAAACAAAUAAGGAUGGAUCAGUUUCCAAAAGGCUUCUAGAAGAAAAGAACAGUUUUCACUAAUACAGAUUAACGCAUCGACACUACAAUGGUUUGGAAAUGACACUGCAGUGUUUUAUUGUGCUGCUGGUGAAGCAGCAUUACAUGGACUAGACUGGCUUCCAGGCAACAAAUAACACUUAGAUCCUUAUCGCUGGCCAGAUAUAAACCAGUGUGAUGUUGAAAUGAGAUGAGGCUCCGAAAUGGAACUGUGGCCACUGCAUUAUUUUUCAUCACAUCUUUCCUCAGUUUGUCCUGGUACACAGCAUGGCAGAAUGGGAAAGAAAAACUGAUCGCUUAUCAAAGGGAAUUUCAUGCUUUGAAGGAACGUCUUCGGAUAGCUGAGCACCGAACCCUGCAGCGUUCCUCUGAAUUAAAUACCAUCUUGGAGCAGUUCAGGCGGGCCGUGGCGGAAACAAAUGGCAGCAAGGAUGCGCUGAGCAGUGUUUCAGAUGAAACCUUAAAAUUGUUAAAGGAGCUAACAAGCAGAAAAGCUCUUCAAGUGCCAAAUAUAUAUUACCACUUGCCUCAUUUGUUGAAAAAUGAAGGAAGCCUUCGACCUUCAGUGCAGGUUGGCCUUGGACGAACAGGAGUUUCUAUAGUAAUGGGAAUCCCUACAGUCAAGAGAAAAGUAAAGUCUUACCUUACAGAAACACUUCACUCACUGAUUGAUAAGCUUUCACCAGAAGAGAAGCUAGAUACGGUUAUGAUCGUCUUCAUAGGAGAGACAGAUCUUGACUAUGUAAAUGGUGUCGUAGCAAGCCUAGAAAAAGAGUUUUCUACAGAAAUCAGCUCUGGCUUAGUGGAAGUGAUAGCCCCACCUGCAUCCUACUAUCCCGAUUUGACAAAUCUCAAAGAGACUUUUGGAGAUUCAAAAGAAAGAGUGAGAUGGCGAACAAAGCAAAAUCUGGAUUAUUGUUUCCUCAUGAUGUAUGCUCAGAAAAAGGGUGUUUACUACAUCCAGCUUGAGGAUGACAUCGUUGUCAAGCAGAAUUACUUCAGCACAAUAAAAAAUUUUGCACUUCAGUUGUCAUCUGAAGAUUGGAUGAUUCUAGAAUUUUCUCAGCUUGGAUUCAUUGGUAAAAUGUUUCAGUCUCCAGAUAUUACGCUCAUUGUAGAGUUCAUAUUUAUGUUUUAUAAAGAGAAACCUAUUGACUGGCUCUUGGAUCACAUUCUUUGGGUGAAAGUUUGCAACCCUGAGAAGGAUGCAAAACAUUGUGAUCGGCAAAAAUCAAAUCUCCGAAUACGCUUCCGACCUUCACUUUUCCAACACGUGGGUCUACACUCCUCUCUCGCAGGAAAGAUUCAAAAACUCACUGAUAAAGAUUUCCUGAAACCAUUAUUGCAUAAAAUUCAUGUGAAUCCACCGGCAGAAGUGUCUACGACAUUAAAGGUCUAUCAAGGACAUGCUCUUGAAAAAGCCUACAUGGGCGAAGACUUUUUCUGGGCUGUUACACCGGUUGCUGGAGAUUAUAUUCUAUUUAAAUUUGAUAAACCUGUCAAUGUAGAAAGAUACCUGUUUCACAGUGGCAACCCAGAACAUCCAGGAGAUGUAUUUAUCAAUACAACUGUGGAAGUGUUGCCUUUUAAGACUGAAGAGCUUGAGUUAAGCAAAGAAACCAAAGAGAAGCGAUUAGAAGAUGGAUAUUUCAGAAUAGGCAAGUUUGAAAAUGGUAGAGCGGAAGGAGCAGUUGAUCCCAGUUUAAACCCGAUUGCAGCUGUCCGUCUCUUAGUCAUACAGAACUCCUCUGUCUGGGCAAUUCUAAAUGAGAUUCAUAUUAAAAAGAUCCCCAACUGAUAACCAACGAAGGAGAAGAAAGAAGAAUUUUUAUGACUGGGGAAAAAAUCUACAAAAUCAUACGAACAGCAGAGUGAAGACAGUGAGCAUGCACCUUAUUUCCAACGAAUUUUUCACUGAAACUCUACCUCCUGUGAAAUCUACUGUAGAUGAGAAGACUGACCCAGCAAAAAGAGCUUUGGUGGUCUAAAAACAGUUUCUCAGCUGGUAUUCCGUAUUUAUCUAGAUCCAUGGUUUCUCCAUCCGAACAUGACUUUGUUGCCUAAGGAUCACUGCAAUCUUGUCAACCUAUCCAGCUGUGAUAGGACUUACUAUGUAAAAGUUGUACAUAUUGUUACAUUCCUUAAAGAUGAGAAUAUAUAUAUAUAUAUAUAUAUAUAUAUAUAUAGUUGUUUAAAUACAUUUUAUGAAGGGGGUACUUUUUGAAGGUCCAUUUAUUUUGCUAAUGCAAACCCUCUUUUAUAGAUGAUCAGGGAUAUAUAUUCAAAACCAUUAGGGGUAUUUAAUUUAUUAAAUGAUUUAAAAAGUACAUAUUUUUAUGCAGGUAAUAACUUGAUGCCGUUUUUUAAAAAAACGAAUGACCUUGCUUCUUGAGUUAACUCUACAUUUUGCUUUGAUAAUGAAAUAACCAUAUUUUGUAAUAUACUGCCAUGACUAGAAUUGUUUGAGUUUGCAAAUGAAGCACUUUUGUUACCACACAAAGGACACAGUCCAUUCAAAAGCUUUUGUGUGCAAUCCUCAUUGACGCCAAUGGGCCCUAAGUCUAGGAUAGGUUGCUUAAAGACAUAAUAAGCAAGGUGUGUGCAAGGACUUUGAAGAACAUUGCCUGUGAAAUAUCAAAAAGUUUAAUAUUCACAUAUUGGAGAACUUUCUACUUCAGUAGGGUGUAUGACAUCUGCAGUGAUCUUAGAUUUGAUUGAUUACAGGGGGAUUUUGAUACGUUAAAUCAUUGCUGAGUUUUCUGAAAUGUUGCCAAGUUAGUUCCUCUGGAAAGAAAAGCAUGUCUGCCUGUUUUCAUUUUGCUUUGUGACUCCUUUUGUAUGAUCUCUAUUCAGUAUUUUGGAACAAUUUACCAAUGAUUGUUUUUUUUAGGGAUUGUAAUGGGAAAAAUAGGACAGAAGCAUAUUGGCUGAGCUGUUUUUAAAAUUUUGAUUAUCACCUCUUUAUAUGUUUAAAUGAAUUCCUUUUUCCUUUAAGAGGCUCACUUCCUGCUUAAAACAUUGCACUCUAAUUGAUUGUCCCUAGAGAGCUUAUAUGAGCCUAAUGUUUGUCACCUUCUGAAUUUUUUCCAAGGAAUAAAAAUGUCAGUAGCUUUGGGGAGAGGCAAUUCGAGCACUUUGUGCCAUGGAGCACAGUAGACAUGCAAUAACUAAGCUAGUAAUACAAACCCAAUUCUUAUUAUUUUCUUAACCCCACCAAGUUAUGGAAAGCUAAGCUUUUAAACCGCACCUGCACUUCAAUCACAUGUGGUAAAUUUUUACUCAAAUUAUUGUAGCUUGUGUCAUGAGAUAAUUCUUAGAUACUUCUGUGUCUUGGAUGUAAACUUUUGCCAAAAAGUAUCUGUCUUGCCUUUGCUUGACAGUCACAAUCAUGCAGUAGUAAUGAUAGUGUGACUGAUUAGGUGUUUGCCUUUUUUGCUGUCAUUAGACUCCUUAUCAAGAAGUAGGUGAAGUAAUGUGGUCAGGCAUCAGAUAGUCCAAGAUGUUUCCACAAUGGACUUUGAUUCUCCUAAAAUUAGAUAGGACAUAUAGAUUUUAACAAAAAUGAUCAGAACUCGACUAAACCAGUAGAAACUGGAUUGUGGUUGGUGGGCCACUGGAAAAGUAAAUUAAUUUUUUUAAGGAAAAGGUAUUAAAAUAUUAUUAUGGUAUUGCGGGAAAAAUCAUUAAAAGAAAAUAGAAAGCGCUUUCUCUAAUUAAAAUGAAUUAAAUAGAAAUCUCCCCUAAUUAUGGUAACAAAGCCUUGGUGUGACAAGACAGAGCUCAAUUAUUGACACUACUUAACAUGUAACUUCAAGCAGUGUUUUUAAAAUAGCUGUUUCAGAUGUUUAUUGAUGAAGAGGUGCCCAGAUCAACUUUGGUGCUAAAAUGCUUCUCGUAAAAAUUAGGAUCUUAAAAGCUGCCACCUUUGAUUCCUUCUUCCCUCCCACUUACAAACCAGCUCCUGUUAUUUCAGUCAUUUACUUGCAGGCCAGGUGUAUUUAUCCUCUUCCCCUCCCUGUAAUUAUACUUAGACACAAUAAGCCUCAAAAAUAAUUUCUUCCUCUACCAGAGGAAUCAAACAGAUUUGUGCUUUACUUGAAUUAUGGUAGUUGCCAAGGUUUGAAUAUGUUAGCCUUAACAGUGACAGACAACUGGAUGGCUUUUGGGAGUUCCUCUUAGACUUUUCCUAGGAAAUAAAUUUAAUAACGGAGUAGUUGAUCAUCCAUAGUAACUGGCUUACUGCUUUUUUUAAAAUGUUAGAAAUUCCCUAUUCUCUUUCUCAGCCAGUGCUUUGCUGUUGUGUUCCUGUUCUUACUUUGGUGGAAUUUGCAAAUUCAGUGCUGCAGCCAGCAUUUCUCUGACACUCCAUUUUUCCAUCAACCAUUUAAAAUGCUUACUGUCUUUUUUUUUUAGUUUCGAGCGAGAUUUUAACUUUUGUUAAUCUUACUGCUAUAUUUGAAAACUUAAUUGGAUCAUGUUAACUGUGCCUUUCAUCAAUGUGCUAUGUGCCACAGCUGCCCAUGUAAUAUUUGAAAUAAAUAUUUUAAAAAUG